This is a messenger RNA of Gongylonema pulchrum, 834 nucleotides long. NCBI's taxonomy places the organism in Eukaryota, Metazoa, Nematoda, Chromadorea, Rhabditida, Gongylonematidae. The record is from the annotation of a GenBank genome assembly.
AUGGCUUCUGCACAGCGUCCGCAUUUUUUGGCAGUGACAGAAGAUGAUUGUUCGACAAUCACACGACACCAUUCGGCUUGCGAUCUACGCCAUCCUUCGGCUUACCACAGCAGCAGAGACGAGCAAAAAGAGGCUGGGAAUUCGGGAGCAGUGAUGCCAUCGAAAAGUGAAUCCGAUAAAGAUUCUCGGCGACUUCCGGAUGUGAUGAAUUUGAAAGGACGAAGAUCGUCGUUUCGUGAACGAUUUAAUUUGUUUCGUUCGAAAUCGAUCAGUAUUCGCGAUUCGUCGAGGAAAAAUUUGCUGACUCCAUCUGAAAAUAUGGGUGCUUUAGCCGGAAGUGAACAGCAUUUACCCAGAAUGGAAGCAAGCAACAGAAGGCAUUCACUGGAACCAUCGAUUAUAAAAAUAGACGAUGCGAUCAAAAGCAGCACCUGUGAAAAGAAGAAACCGAAAAAUCAAAUUCAUGCAAAAUUUCGCUACACAGUUUUCGCGCAUGAUGCAUCUCAUAUUUUUGUGGAAGAUUCCGAAAAUACUAGUAACUGUAAAAGUAGCGAAGAUAGUAUCGGCAUGGGAAACGAAGAUACCACAAAUAGAACGAUUAUCGAAAUUGAUGAUUCUCCUGCUGCUGUUGCAGUAACAGCAGCAUCACCUGUUCCCGUUGCUCAACCAAUGUCUACGCCUAAAACUCAUCGUUUAACACUGCGACCGCUACGUCGCCACAAAAAAUCGGGCAUUCGAAUGAGUUUAAGGGAUAGUUGGUCUGAAUAUGCUGGUGAACAUUCCCACCAUGGAAAAAAGAGUGAGUUUAGAAAUCACGGUUUUUUACAAAUUUAG